Messenger RNA from Asparagus officinalis (garden asparagus), 1781 nucleotides. Its product is annotated as sugar carrier protein C-like. Gene Ontology annotation, cellular component: membrane. The record is from RefSeq and is a predicted model, not a curated record. Gene Ontology annotation, molecular function: monosaccharide transmembrane transporter activity. Lineage: Eukaryota; Viridiplantae; Streptophyta; Magnoliopsida; Asparagales; Asparagaceae. Gene Ontology annotation, biological process: monosaccharide transmembrane transport.
CUUAUUCUCAUUCUUAGGGGGGAAGAAAGAAAGAAAGAAAAAAGCUAGCUAGGGUUUUAGGUUAUAUAUAAGCAGCCUUUGAAAUAUUCUCAAUUAAUGGCGGGUGGAGGAGGGUUUACAAACGCCCCCGGUGCGGGUGGCAAGCAGUACCCGGGAGGUAUGACCUGGUAUGUGGCCAUGACUUGUAUCGUCGCCGCCACCGGAGGCCUCAUCUUCGGUUAUGACAUCGGCAUUUCAGGAGGAGUUACGUCGAUGGAUUCGUUUCUGAUAAAGUUCUUUCCGGACGUGUACAGAAAGGAGAAGGCAGAUCAGAGCACCAACCAGUACUGCAAGUUUGACAGCGUGGCGCUGACUUUGUUCACGUCGUCACUGUAUCUUGCUGCUCUGCUUGCGUCCCUGGUGGCCUCCACGGUGACGAGAUCCUUCGGAAGGAAGCCGUCCAUGCUCUUCGGAGGUUUGACUUUUCUCGCUGGUGCAGCCAUCAACGGUGCUGCCAAGGAUGUCGCCAUGUUGAUUGUUGGCCGUAUGCUACUCGGUGUUGGAGUCGGCUUUGCUAAUCAGUCGGUGCCGGUCUACCUAUCCGAAAUGGCACCUGCCAAAUAUCGCGGCUCGCUCAACAUCGGAUUCCAGAUGAUGAUAACCAUUGGCAUCCUAGCUGCCAACCUCAUCAACUACGGUACUUCCAAGAUCGAGGGUGGCUGGAUGGCGUCCCUCGUCCUCCCUGACACUCCCAACUCCCUCAUUGAGCGCGGCCACGAGGACAAAGCUCGCGCCAUGCUCCGCAAAAUCCGAGGCACCAACCAAAUCGACGAGGAGUUCAACGAUCUUGUCGUCGCCAGCGAGGAGUCUCGCGCCGUCAAGCACCCGUGGAGAAACAUUAUGCAGAGGAAGUACCGCCCUCAGCUUAUGAUGUCCGUCCUCAUCCCCUUCUUCCAACAGUUCACGGGUAUCAACGUCGUCAUGUUCUACGCUCCCGUCCUGUUUAAGACCGUUGGGUUCGGGGAUGAGGCUUCUCUCAUGUCUGCCGUCAUCACUGGCACUGUGAAUAUGUUCGCUACUCUUGUCUCUAUCUUCGCUGUAGACAGGGUUGGCCGUCGCAAGCUCUUCCUCGAGGGCGGACUGCAAAUGAUCAUCGGUCAGACAAUUGUUGGGACUUUGAUUGCCAUAAAAUUCGGUACUACCGGCGAGGCGGUGAUACCCAAGACCUAUGCCGUGUUUGUUGUGAUGUUCAUCUGCGUCUAUGUCGUCGCCUUCGCAUGGUCGUGGGGUCCGCUAGGGUGGCUUGUGCCGAGCGAGAUUUUCCCACUGGAGAUUCGAUCAGCAGGACAGAGUAUCAAUGUUUCGGUCAACAUGUUCUUCACCUUCAUCGUUGCUCAGGCUUUUCUUGCCAUGCUGUGCAAGAUGAAGUUUGGUCUGUUCUACUUCUUCGCCGGAUGGUGUGUGAUCAUGACGGUCUUCAUCUACUACUUCUUGCCUGAGACGAAGAAUGUGCCGAUUGAGGAGAUGGUUCUCGUGUGGAAAAACCACUGGUUCUGGUGCCGAUUCAUCGAGGAUUCUGAUGUUCAUGUUGGCUCACUGGAGACUGGCAAGGCCAAGAAGAACUCCGAUAAUAAUGCUUGAUCGAUAAUACCAUGUGGUGUUUAAAAUUCUUGGUUCUUUAAUAUUUUGGUUACUAGGCUAGUACUAUUUCAAUCAAUCAUUCGAUCGUUGUAGGAUUAUUCUCUUUCUAUAAAUGUACAUGAAUGAUUUAAUAUCAUGAGGUCCUUUUAAGUUAACUUCAA